UUUGACUUCUUCAAAUUCAAUUGAGAUCAUCACAAUUGUAUGUUGUGUUGAACAGACUGGUUCGUUGUAGUUGAUAUGGCUAACAAAAUAAUCGUUUCAAUCUGUGCCCUUCUUGUGUUAUUUGUUUUAGGUAGCAGUGCUGAUGGAAUUGCAGGAAAACCAGCCAAGUUGGCCAAUAAGAAGGCCUCUCAUCCACCCAAGGAACUCGUGACCAAAAAGAACAUCACAGAGCAGAUUCUCAUAAUUCUCGACCAUUACAAACAGAAUGAUCCAGUUGGCUUGCCAGGGGCCCCUAUACCAGAUCCCCUUCCAGUGCCCCCAUUCUCCCACAAGUUCAAGAUAGGCAAAAUGAACUUCCAGAACGUGAAAAUAUACGGUUUGAAGAAAUUCAGGAUACGUUUCAUGAAAGCCAACAUCGCAAAAAUGAGCGUUGACGUGGCCCUCGACAUAGGCCUACUGGAAACCUUCGGUAACUACACCUUAUCGUCCUUCUUCACAUCGGCCAAAGGACCUUUCACCGUCAAAAUGAAGAACGUCUCCGUUGAAGCUGUUGCCAGCAUGAAAGUCGAAAGAGAUGGAAAACUUGCAGCACAAGAGAUAAACAUGGACAUCGGCUUCAAAGACAUCGCGAUGAAUUUCGAAAAUCUAGGAUUUUUCGCUUCGAUGUUCCAGGGUGUCAUCAAUUCUGUUGGUGAUUCCCUCUUCAACUCCAUCAAACCGUUCAUCUUGUCUGAGGUGAAUAACAACGUGAGGGCGGACGUAAACAAGGAGAUAAGGAAGCUGCCGGUCACUUUCCCGAACUCCAUCACACCCUUCGAUCAAAUUUUCGUUAUGUUCAGGCAGGAAAUCAGGAAGAGGAAGUUUGAUCCUUACGCUGCCCCAGACUACAAUAAUACUGUUGGUAUUUUCGACGUUUACAUGAGAGACACCAAGCUUUAUGGGCUGUCGUCUGUGUACAGAAGUGGAGAUGUCUUGGUCGAGUUCAGAAAUGGCACUGUUUUUGGAUUUUUCGAAGGUGGCACGCAGAAACUCCGGGGAGUCAGUAGUUGGGAGUUGUCUCUUAUUGCUGGAAUCAUUGGGAAGAGGGGAAAGGUUGAAUUCACGGUCGACUACUUUACGAUUAAGGUGAACGCCAGCCAGUCAACGAAUACAGAUUUUCCUCCGAAAUUAGAAGACAUCCAGUUAGAAUUGGGCAACAUACAAUUACGUUUCGAUGGAACAGGGUCAAUGGAUUACUUAGUGGAACUAGGAAUAAAUGUGAUGCCCAAUUUGGUCCGUUAUCAGAUAAUGGACGCCCUGGAAGGCCCUGUCAAAACAAGGAUUCAAGAGGCCCUCAACCAAGUGAAUAUCAAGAGCUUGAUCAUUGAGAACUCGGAUAAAAUCAAUAAUCCAGAAUCGCUGAAUCUGAUAUGAAAAAUUUAUUGGUAUACAGACUUAAUAUACGGAUUUCUAUUCACACAUUUCGUGACAUAUCUCUUAGUUUAUGUCCAAACCUUUCGAAGCGGUGUACCUUCAUCAAAAUGUAGAAUGAGUUUUUUUCUUCAUGAACGAUUCAAUGAUUUUUUU
Coccinella septempunctata (seven-spotted ladybird) is the source of this 1566-nucleotide messenger RNA. RefSeq lists its product as uncharacterized. Lineage: Eukaryota; Metazoa; Arthropoda; Insecta; Coleoptera; Coccinellidae. The transcript is spliced from 4 exons. Gene Ontology annotation, molecular function: lipid binding. The record is from RefSeq and is a predicted model, not a curated record. The coding region runs from base 76 to 1413 and encodes 445 amino acids.